UGCAUAAUUUACCAUCCGUUCCACAGAUGUUAAGGUGAUUGCAAAAUAGAGUAGGUUUAAAAAUAUACUAUGGAAGUUCAUUCACGCCAGUAUAGUGUAGCCGCUUCCUACAACCGAUUCUAAACAACGUCUGUUAAGUCCUCUUUUGUCUCUUUGGAUUUUUCAGUAUGGCAAUAUUGAGAGGCUGAGAGCGUCAUUUGUUUUGUUUUUUCUUCCCCUUCACCCUUCGCGGGAAUUUAUUUAAAGUGUUUGUUUGUACUAUUAAAUUCUGUCUGUGACGGUGUUGAGGUAACUCAAAUACAAGUUUAUUUAAAUGUAAUAAACUAAGCUUUCCUAUUGUGUUUGUGCGUGACAUUUCAUAAAUUACUAUUUUGGCAUGAUUCGAGCUAACACAAACGAGUCUCGGCAACCUGAAUUCGGCUCACAGGACAAUCGCCAAGCCAGAUCUCGCCGCUUGUCCAUCGCCCCUGAUGCAUUAAGUGAACCGGAACAGAGCAUUCCUAGGGCGCGAAGAUUUAGAGCAGGCUUCGCCACACGAUUUUUCGACCAGCGGCUGAGUUGUGGGUCACCUUCCAGUGUUUCCACUACGUCGCUUGCCCAACUUCGCGAGAAAUUAAAAGAUUUGCCUCCUUUUGUUUUCAAUAAAAACUAUACAAGAAUCGCUGCCAGUCCGGAUCUACCUGGGCUUAAAGAGGAACAUCAGGAACGUUUAAGCAACAGCCAACCUAAACCACGUUGCGGGGCGACACGUUUAAGGCAAUAUAAUAGCGACAGCGAGACUCAUAAUUUCAGUAAAAACAUUAGACAGCUUUCGCCUAUUGCCGAAGAUUCACCUAGCGUCCUGUCAGCGACUUUAGAUGAAACUAACAGUCCGGACCAACCAACUUUCAUAGAGGCAUUCAAAGAACUACAACCCCGAGUUGAUUUGGUUAAUUUGUUAGUAGAAGAGGCACUUAAUCACGGACAAGACAAAGAUAGUGGUAUAAUAUCAGGUAAAGUUACACAAGAUAGCGAUAUCGUCGAAAAUACACCAUUUGUAGACACUGCGCCUCGCAAAAAGUUAGGUUUAAGACGCCAAUCUAAAAACCCCGAAGAGGUCAGAUAUACAACCGAUGACUCUGACGUCGUCAACGAUACCCCUUGUUAUGACGAUUGGAGAAAAAGAAGUCGAACUAAAAGAGGCCAAGUAAACAAAAUUAAAAUUGAUGAUAAUGAAACGUUAAAUGAGCAAGCAGUUGACGCAUACUUUUGCCAACGAAGUAGCAUACAUUGUGUAGAAUUUAUAAGUCCUGAUACAAUUAAGAAAAUUAGUGAAACCCUUUCUCGCGAUGACGUCAGAGAAGAUGAUUACAAUAUAGUUGAUGGCAUAGAAAUAAUAGAGAAACAUGAUGAAAUCGAUUUCGCUUUUGAAGCAGAUAUUGUUGAUUGCGUUAAUGAUGUAUUAGAUAAGGUUUGUAGUGACCUUGAUAAAUGCGUUGAUUUACUGACAGAACAGCAGCAUCAACUUGAUAUAGAGAAUAGAGAUAUACCAAAUAGGACGACUAGCUUCCUAAAAAUGAAUAAAGACUCAUUAAAAUCACUUAAAGACAAAACAAACGACAUCGAUAAUGAAGAUGUUCAAAAAGUUACACUGAAAUUUAAACCUAAAAAACGAGCUCCAAAAAAGAAUACUGUACGGCAAAAAAAGGCUAAAUGUGUCAAACCUUCAGAUAAUGUCGAAGAUGAAGACCCAAAGGAAAGUACGAAAUCGCCAUUAGUUGGCGAUGUCGAUGCUACAGAACAAUUAAUACGAAAAAAGCGCAAACUUUAUUCACCGAAGGACGAUGAUAAUGAAAACAACGAAAUCCCUAGAUCCAGAAAAGAUCGUAGACCAUCGAGUUCAACUGAAUCCCCGAUAGCGGCUUGCUAUAAAGAAUUGGAGAAUGCCCGCAAAUCUCGCAUUAGACUUCCUAGAAAGAAAACUAGUACACAACCUGUAAUUUCGCCUAACACCAAAAAGUUAAACGAUAUAUUCGAUAAGAUCAAAGAUAACGUUGUCAAUAACGAGAAAGUAACGCUCGUCGAUAAGAAAAGCGAUAAAGAUAUGUCCCUUUAUAAUUUGUCAAGUGAAAGCGAAGAUGAAGUUUUUAAAAAGAAAAGGAUCCAAGUCCAAAAACGUAUAAGUUCGUCCAGUCUAGAAUCCACAACUAAACGUAGGAGAUCAGUAAAACCCGUAAAUUACGCUUCCUAUUAUUCAUCGGAAGACGAGUGUCAGAAGACCGCAAAACCCGUUGCGGUUAAACAAACGAAACCUAGAAGCCGGAAAGUUAAAAGAAUACAGAGUACUGACUUGACUGAUGAAAGAAUGAGAGCUGAGCCUCCGGAAGUGUUAGAAACUUCCUUCGUCCAAGAAAAAGGCCAUUCGAAUGUACCCGAAGAACCUCAACCUGCAGUAAAUGUACCACUUUUAGAGACAAUACCUGAAGAUGUACACGAAGAGCUCGUAAACGUGUCGGGAAGUAAACCUCAACCACCUAACAAACAGGAAAUAAUCAAGGUUAAGACUGAGAAUCGUUUUAAAAAGAGAUGUGAUAAACUUUCAAAGCCAACAAAGAGAAUAAAGGAUACUCCCAGAAAUGUGCCAACUGAAAGGGAAAGUACAACAGUUAGUCCUCUUCCCGGACUGGUUGUAGAAUCAGAACCACGCAAAGACGAUUUGACAUCUUCCUUAGACGCUAAUUUGCUUCAGAAACUAAAAAAGAUUUACACAGAUGUGGAAGAUUUAAGUACCACUCGAGACACUCAAAACAUGUUGCUAAACGAAAAUGAUAAUGAUGGAAUAAAUGUUGAUGCACCCUUGUCAAUAAACAACUCUAAUGAUAAUUCAGUAGCUGAAAAUAUACAACCUGUUGACAUAUCAGAUGGAGGGAAGGAGGAGAAAUCAAUAGACACAGGUGGUCGUUCCCCUAUUACCGGCCAUAAUGACCUAAAUGAAUCACCACCAAAUUUGGACGCACUAAACGAAAGUUUCCAACACAGAGAUGUAGAUGUUGAAGACAGGAGCAGAUCCAUUACGGAGUUCUUGGUUAAUAUGAGAAAUCAAGUAUUAAAUACUAAGGCUGUAAAAAGUACAUCCCCUGUUAUACCUAUUACUAGAAUGUCCACAAAAGAUAGUACGCGAUCAAUUGUGAAUAAAACACCUCAGUUAAAAAGGAAAAAAAGUGUUGCUUCAUCUUAUAUAGAAUCUGUUACAAGUAACCCAAGUGUUGUAUUAAAGAGAAUCUCUUCUGAAGAUAUUGAAUCUCGGGUGAAUCCCGUUACACCAAAAUCACAAUACAGUGCUUCAAGGGUUGCAUUGACUAGAAUGUCUUCUGAUAAAGUACAAAAAUUCUUAACUCCAACUCGUUCAAUGAAAUCAAGCUCCACUGUGACACCUGUAGUCGUUUUAAAAAGGGUUAGUUCUGACGAAAUUAACAAAUGGCUUCCUUUGCCAGAAACUAAAGAUGUUAUAGAAAAGAAACGCGAAAAAAUCCCAAAAUGGCAGCCUAUUCCGGAAAUCAAAAAUGUUAUUAAAAAGAACCUGAAGUAA
Messenger RNA from Leguminivora glycinivorella, 3568 nucleotides. RefSeq lists its product as uncharacterized. The transcript is spliced from 5 exons. NCBI's taxonomy places the organism in Eukaryota, Metazoa, Arthropoda, Insecta, Lepidoptera, Tortricidae. The coding region runs from base 377 to 3568 and encodes 1063 amino acids. The record is from RefSeq and is a predicted model, not a curated record.